This is a messenger RNA of Acanthosepion pharaonis, 1353 nucleotides long. The record is from the annotation of a GenBank genome assembly. NCBI's taxonomy places the organism in Eukaryota, Metazoa, Mollusca, Cephalopoda, Sepiida, Sepiidae.
AUGAAUUUUGAGUUAGCGGAACUCACCCACGUUAGUAAUGGCAUAGGAUCAAACAAUCGGUCAUUAUUAUUCUUAUCUUUCGUGUGUGUUCGAGGAAAGCUCAAAAAUUUAUCGCUUUGUCUGUUCAUAUCUAUCUAUCUAUCUAUCUAUCUAUCUAUCUGUCUCAGCCUGUUCAUAUCUAUCUAUUGCCUGUUCAUAUCUAUGGCCUGUUCAGUCUAUCUACCUACCUACCUACCUGCCUACCUACCUGCCUACCUACCUGUCUGUCUGUCUGUCUGUUCGUAUCUAUCUAUCUAUCUAUCUAUCUAUCUGUCUGUCUGUCUCAGCCUGUUCAUAUCUAUCUAUUGCCUGUUCAUAUCUAUGGCCUGUUCAGUCUAUCUACCUACCUACCUACCUGCCUACCUACCUGUCUGUCUGUCUGUUCGUAUCUAUCUAUCUAUCUAUCUAUCUAUCUAUCUAUCUAUCUAUCUAUCUGUCUGUCUCAGCCUGUUCAUAUCUAUAUAUUGCUUGGUCAUAUCUAUGGCCUGUUCAUAUCUGUCAGUCUAUUUACCUACCUACCUACCUGCCUACCUGUCUGUCUGUCUGAUCGUAUCUAUCUAUCUAUCUAUCUAUCUAUCUAUCUAUCUAUCUAUCUAUCUAUCUAUCUAUCCACCGUUUGUUCAUAUCUAUCAAGCUUACCUACCUACCUAUCUAUCUGUCUCAGCUUGUUCAUAUGUAUUUGUUCAUAUCUAUAACCUGUUCAUAUCUAUCAAAAUACCUAUCUAUCUAUCUAUCUGUCACAGCCUUUUCCUAUCUAUCUAUCUAUCUAUCUAUCUAUCUAUCUAUCUAUCGCUUCCUGUUCAUAUCUCUCUGUCUCAGCCUGUUCAUAUCUAUCUAUCUAUUUAUCUAUCUAUCUCUGUUCAUAUCUAUAGCCUGUUCUUAUCUAUCAAUCUACAUAACUGCCUACCUACCUACCUACCUACCUACCUACCUAUCUCAGCCUGUCCAUCUCUCUCCUCUCUCUCUCUCUCUCUCUCGGCCUAUUCAUAUCUAUCUAUCUAUCUAUCUAUCUAUCUAUCUAUCUAUCUAUCUAUCUGUCUGUCUGUCUGUCUGCCACAGCCUUUUCCUAUCUAUCUAUCUAUCUAUCUAUCUAUCUAUCUAUUGCUUGUUCAUAUCUAUAAUCUACCUACCUACCUAUCUAUCUGUCUCAGCCUAUUCAUAUCUAUCUAUCUAUCUAUCUAUCUAUCUAUCUAUCUAUCUAUCUAUCGCUUGUUCAUAUCUAUAAUCUACCUACCUAUCUAUCUGUCUCAGCCUAUUCAUAUCUAUCUAUCUAUCUAUCUAUCUAUCUAUCUAUCUAUCUAUCUGAUGAACUAA